AUGUCGGAGGACUUCACAUAUAUAUCCGUUCUGGAGCCGUUUGAAUGUGUUUUCAAGCAGUCCGAUGUAGCUAACAGUGAAAGGAAGUAUAAGAGGUUCAGGAUUUGCGAUAUCAAGGUAGGCAAAAAACAGGGAAUUAAGCUGUUGAAAAGGUUUGACGAACGAUCGUUCACUCGGCAGGAGAGGGACCUGCGAGGGGCGGAGCUAAGGGAGCUGGUACAACGUAUAGCUACAAAGACAGUAGACGACUGCUUUGUUGCUCUAGUGAGAAAAGAGCUCGACAAAAAAUCCGAACUCCUAGAGAUGACAAUCUACUUCCUGGAGGAUGGAGUGAAAUUAGGAAAAACACCUCGUGCAGUACAAGGAGGGGAGGAAGAGGGCGCUGUUGGCGGGGCGGUUGAGGAACAUAAUAUAGCGACCCUUGUCCUGCCACAUGACUGGAGGAAAAGCUUCCAAAAGAGCCUGGAAAAAAACAUACACCUGUGCCAUGGUCAUAUUGGUCCUGCCAUGGAAGCGCUGCGCUUAGGACAUAACUCUUACACUGACUCAGAGGGGAAAACAUGCAACUUUAACGGUGGUACGGGUGACAGAGAGCUUGUCCAGGGUAGAAAAAUAUUUCAAUCAAAACUUAGGUACAAGCUGCAUGGUAUGAAUCCUCAUGGUAAAAGCACUCUUUGUAAGGUCCAUCUCAAUGGAGAUGGGUCAGACUGCUAUCUGGUAUAUGUCGACCGGAAGUAUAUGGAGAUGGGGCGAGUGUUUCUUCUUGUUGGUGUGUUUACUCACAGUGAAUGUGGUAUCAAAACCGGCGCGAGGAAAAAAGAACAUGGCACCCAAAGGGGUGGUAGUGCAAAUAUACCAGAUGCAACAUUGGACAUGGAGGCAGCUGAAAAAUAUCUGCAAUAG
Messenger RNA from Branchiostoma belcheri (Belcher's lancelet), 903 nucleotides. RefSeq lists its product as uncharacterized. The coding region runs from base 1 to 903 and encodes 300 amino acids. The record is from RefSeq and is a predicted model, not a curated record. Lineage: Eukaryota; Metazoa; Chordata; Leptocardii; Amphioxiformes; Branchiostomatidae. The transcript is spliced from 2 exons.